UUUCAUUUCCAACGCUCGGGUAUUAUAACCUCUGCGGGUUACGGUAGAGAUUCUUAUGAACCCAACAUAGACUGUAUACACGUUAUCAAGCCGCCAAAAGCUAUAUACAAAAUUGAAAUCGUUGAUUUGCAGAUGGCAGAUUCAGGGGAUUAUAUUCAGAUAAAUGAUGCGCCAAAUGGUCAAGUUCUUGGACACUUUACAGUUUUCGAUGGAUAUCCAAUACUGUUGUUUUCGGAGCAGUUUUACAUAAGAUACAAAACGAACGCAGCUAAAGAAUCAAAAGGGUUUAAUAUAACCUGGUCAGUUGCUACUAUAAAGGAUACACUCACGGUGAAUUGUGAGAAUCGACAAUGGGGAGCCGCUGUGAAUCUGACUUCAUUAAAAUAUUUACAUAAAGAUGCCAUUCGUCCUGAUAAGAUGAUCAUUUCUUUUCAAAACUGCACUGGGAUGAUAUAUGAUGAUUUGGUUCUGUUUCAACAACAUUAUGACGAUUGUGGCUCAAGUAAAACGACAAAUGAUACAUAUGACUUUGUGAUAUACAGAAAUGAAAUUGUUUAUCUUGAUCAUGGGAUUAGAAAAUGGACCGCACCUCUUGAGUGUAAAAAACAACGUACAACAAGGAUAGCUCACUAUCAUUUGUAUCCAAACAAACGAUUUGUUUUAAGUGACGAGAAAAUUCAAGGAUUCAACUUCUCUGUGAACUUUUUCUACGACUGGGUAUCCAGGAUAUCGGAUAAAAAUCCAUAUGCUUUUAAGCAGUUUUACUUCUACGAGAUUACUCUAUUGGAUAAAGACCCUGACUUAACUUUUACAGUAGAAAGGUGUUCAUCAAACCAUCAUAAAAAUGGGAAAAGAUUGUUCCGAAAUUUAAUUAAUAAUGCGCGAGCAGUCAGUAAUGACGUUUCACUGACGAAACUAUCUAGAGAAAGAGCCCUGGUCGGUAUUAGCAUAAAGGAGGAUUUGGCCACUGAGUUUUCUUGUGAUGUUAAAAUUAUUCUAUUAUAGCACGAAAAUCACAUAAAAAUAUCACGAACAAA
Mytilus californianus (California mussel) is the source of this 1037-nucleotide messenger RNA. RefSeq lists its product as uncharacterized. Bases 133 to 1005 code for a protein of 290 amino acids. The transcript is spliced from 6 exons. The record is from RefSeq and is a predicted model, not a curated record. Lineage: Eukaryota; Metazoa; Mollusca; Bivalvia; Mytilida; Mytilidae.